Molecule: messenger RNA, 1653 nt
Organism: Lathyrus oleraceus (garden pea)
Lineage: Eukaryota; Viridiplantae; Streptophyta; Magnoliopsida; Fabales; Fabaceae
Exons: 2
Coding region: 1-1653 (550 amino acids)
Source: RefSeq, a predicted model, not a curated record
AUGACGUUAGAGGAAGUUAAGCCUAACCAAGUUACCAUGAGGACGUACAUCAAUAUGAUCCAAGAGAAAAUGGAUCAAUUGUUGGAGACAAUGCUCGCAAUUGCCCAAAGAGAGAGGGAUAUGGAUGAAGAAGAUAGGGCAAAAAGGAAUGAUAGCACACCAGGUUUGGACCCCCAAGACGAGAGUUUCGUCCCCACCAAGAAGAGACUGGUUCAUAUACCGGUAGGAGGCGAAGGAGAUGGGGAUCGUGCAGAGCCUUCUGAUGCGUCUACUCAUCAUGGAUCUGAAAUUGGAGAUGACCCAUUAGUGAGUAGUGCAGCGUCCGACUUCGCACAUCUAGUCACAAUCGGAGAUCGCAUAGAGAAAGGGUUGAGGGAUGGAAAGAUUCCAGGAGUUGUGGCAGCCCCUAGCGCACCGAAAAAGUAUUUUGGAGGCUUCCAGAAGAAAAAAGAAGGUGAAACAAACGCUAUAUCCAGAGGCUAUAAGGGGAAGCAACAGGCUUCAUAUGGCCAAGUCGCCGCCGUGGUACCCAUACCUUAUCAACAACCAAUGCAGCAACAACAGGUGUAUCAACCACAACAUCAACAACAUCAUCAACAACAAAAUACCGUGCCACCAAGACAAUUCAAGCCAAGGCCUCCUAGAAGGCAACCUGAUCCUCUACCAGUACCUUAUAGCCAAAUAUUCCCAUAUCUGCAAAAUGAGGGCCUUCUGACAUUAAGGGAGCUAAAACCGACUAUUUUUCCAUAUCCACCCGGAUACGAUGCUAACGCCCACUGUGAGUUUCACAUGAGAGCACCCAGUCAUACCUUGGAGAAUUGUUUCACAUUUCAAAAUCGGGUACAAGACUUGAUCGAAGCAAAGGUUGUGUCCUUCACUCCGAGACGCCCUAACGUGAACACCAAUCCCAUGCCAACACAUAAGGAUGCUUCCGUCAGUGCCAUUGAGGAGAGUGAUCAAGGCAAAUUGAUCUGUAAGAUUGAAGAGAUUCAAACCCCUAUCGCCAGGAUAGGAGCACAAUUGCUGAAGAGUGGUCUAAUCCCGGAGGAGCUAGUUGUUGAAGAGAAUAAUAAAAAGUUAAGGAAUUUUAUACAACAAAUGUUGGACCAAGGCGAGUUACAGAUAAAUCGUCGUGUCAAGAGAAAGCGCCGGGAAGAGAUAGUCGUGGUGGACAUCCCUUAUGAUGAGGUUAAUGUAGAAAUACCUAUAAGCCCAUUGGUGAUAGAGUUUCCAACACCGUUCGCGUAUGAAGAUGAGAAGGCGAUCCCGUGGAUAUAUCAGCCCAGAGCUUUUAAGCAAGGGCAGGAAGACCAACCUUUGAGGAUCAACGAACCAAACAUCACCUCGUUUGUGGGGCCGACAGGAAUGACACGUAGUGGCCAAGUGUUCGCGCCAAGAACUGCUGAUACUUCUGCAAAGGCUAAAGGGAAGGAAGCUGUUGUCCAGAUCCCCGUUCCUAAUCAAGAAAUGCAAGACAUGCACAUGUCUCCUAAAGCGGCAGUCACUCGUGAAGAGGCUGAGGAAUUUCUGAGGAUAAUCAAGAAGAGUGAUUAUAAAGUGGUGGACCAGCUGAAUCAAACACCUUCAAAAAUCUCCAUGUUAUCUUUAUCGCUCAACUCAGAAGCACACAUGAAUUCGUUGUUGAAGUAUUGA